CAUUUGGCAAAGGCGUCUUGCGUAAAAGCCGGAGGAGACGGGCCAAGUGUCAGUAUUUAACCGGAGGCAGUCGUGGUGCAGCUGGUUCUCUCGGAGCGUUCAGCCCCCAGCAGUGUGUGGACUUGGGUCAAUCAGAGCAGAGCAGGCUGGAGCCCUGGUACUCAUACACCCACUGGUUCCCCAUGGCGUCAUCCCAUGUGAUGAAGGACGCCUCGGAGCCAGUGCCCAGGAUGCAGCCGGCCAUGAUGAUGUUCUCCAGCAAGUACUGGGCCAGGAGGGGCCUCUCGCUGGACUCAGCCAUGUUCGACCACCAGCAGCAGCGCCACACGGGGGGCCAGAUGUCGAGGCGUCCGUCCUUCUGUCCCAUCAAUGAGAAACCAGAUAAAGAGAACGAUGAGGAGGCGGGGAGGACUGCGGUGGUGUUUUCUCUGAAGAAUGAAGUGGGCUGUCUGGUCAAAGCUCUAAGACUUUUUCAGGAACGUCGAGUCAACCUGAACCACAUCGAGUCUCGGAUGUCCAAGCGUGUCCUUAAUGAGGUGGAGAUCUAUGCCGACUGCAGCUGCAGCAAAAAGGAGUUCAAUGAGCUGCUGCAGCACCUCAAGGAUCACGUCAGCAUCAUCUCCUUCAACACGCCCAUCAACGCCUGGUCUGCUGAGGCAGAUGGAGAAGACGUUCCAUGGUUCCCGAUGAAAAUCUCCGAGUUAGAUCAGUGUUCUCACAGAGUGCUGAUGUACGGAUCUGAGCUGGACGCAGAUCAUCCUGGUUUUAAGGAUAACGUUUACAGGCAGCGGAGGAAAUACUUUGUGGAAGUGGCCAUGAAUUAUAAAUUUGGACAGCCCAUCCCCCGUAUCGAGUACACCCUUGAGGAGAUCAAGACGUGGGGCGUGGUCUUCAGAGAGUUGACUAAACUGUACCCGACCCACGCCUGCCGUGAAUAUCUGAAAAACCUGCCGUUGUUGACCAAACACUGUGGAUACAGAGAGGACAACAUCCCACAGCUGGAGGACGUCUCACUGUUUCUAAGAGAGAGGUCUGGUUUCACAGUCCGUCCAGUCGCAGGUUACUUGUCUCCCAGGGAUUUUCUGGCUGGUUUGGCUUACAGAGUCUUUAACUGCACCCAGUACAUUCGCCACAGCACUGACCCCCUCUAUACACCUGAGCCGGAUACGUGUCAUGAACUCCUGGGCCAUGUGCCGCUGCUCGCUGAUCCAAAGUUCGCUCAGUUUUCUCAGGAGAUCGGCCUGGCGUCUCUGGGAGCGUCUGAUGAGGACGUUCAGAAACUGGCCACGUGUUACUUCUUCACUAUCGAGUUCGGCCUCUGCAAACAGGACGGUCAGCUCAGAGCUUAUGGAGCCGGUUUACUGUCCUCCAUUGGAGAGCUGAGGCAUGCCCUGUCCGAUAAGGCAUGUGUGAAGAUGUUUGACCCACGGACAACCUGCACCCAGGAGUGUCUCAUCACCACCUUCCAGGACGUUUACUUUGUCUCUGAGAGCUUCGAGGAGGCCAAGGAGAAGAUGCGGGAGUUCGCCAAGACAAUAAAGCGGCCGUUCUCUGUGUAUUACAACCCAUACACCCAGAGCAUCGACCUGCUCAAAGACACCAGGAGCAUCGAGAACGUGGUCCAGGACCUCCGCAGUGACCUCACCACGGUGUGUGACGCUCUGGGAAAGAUGAACACCUAUAUGGGAAUAUGAAGCCUCUGAGCUCUGAUAGGAGGUUAAAACAUCGGUAACGCACCACACUGCUUCUGCAGAACAGCUGAGGUCAAGCACAGUCACACCCAUGUUCAUUCUGCUUGUCUGCAAAACAGUCAAAAUGUAAAUUAAAAAGAUCAAUAUGUUUAAAAAAAAAAAACAGAAAAAAAAAAUCAGAAAGGCCAUACGCUGCACCCUGAUUGUUUGUUUUUGUCCAGCUAUUUUAAGAAAUAUGAAAAUUUGUUGCUCCCAAAAUAACAUACGGUUGUUAAUAUUUGGCAUAAAUAGAGCACUAUAGAGGAGAAGAAACCAGAAUACUUUAUUUAAGGCAUGUUUAGUUCUGUUUGGUUCAGUAAGACCUAGGCAGUGGAAGUGUAAAUAAAGGCCCAAACAUUUUUAGAUACUCACAUUUUACUUAAAUAUCUCUUUUUAUCUUCUUAUUUUAUGCUACUUUUAUUCUUUUACUCCACAACAUCUCAGAGACAAAUAAUGGACUUCUUGCUCAACUACAUAUGUAUAAUUUUUGUUUAUUUUUCAGAUAAGAACAUCACAGUGGGUAUAUGUUUUGUUUUGUUUUAUUCUACAUACACACUUUGAAAAUCUAACACAUUAAUGGUUAAGCUAGUGGUGUCCAAACUUUUUGUCCAGUAGUGUGAACCCAGACUCACAUGGCAGAUGUUCACAGCUCCAACGAAUAGGGUGUUUUUCCCUCUAAACUUAUUAUGAUUUCAUUGUGAAAUUUAAUCAUGUUUUGGAGGCAAAAAAGUCAAUAUUUUCAGAUCUAUCAGGUGUUCUAAUACUUUUCACCACUACUAUAAUUAUAGAGUUGAUAAUAUUAACCCAUAAAGACCCAAACCUCCACUGGUGACCAAAAUCAUUCACUGUUUAAUACCUGUUGAUCCACUGAUCCUAUCAAUACAUGUAAAUAAUUGGUGUAAAAUGUAGUUU
Sphaeramia orbicularis (orbiculate cardinalfish) is the source of this 2642-nucleotide messenger RNA. RefSeq names its product tryptophan hydroxylase 2 (tryptophan 5-monooxygenase) (gene tph2). The record is from RefSeq and is a predicted model, not a curated record. Bases 183 to 1694 code for a protein of 503 amino acids. NCBI's taxonomy places the organism in Eukaryota, Metazoa, Chordata, Actinopteri, Kurtiformes, Apogonidae. The transcript is spliced from 12 exons. Gene Ontology annotation, biological process: aromatic amino acid metabolic process; serotonin biosynthetic process. Gene Ontology annotation, molecular function: tryptophan 5-monooxygenase activity; iron ion binding. Gene Ontology annotation, cellular component: neuron projection.